AUGGAGCAGAGGCAUUGGCCCCCGACAGGAUCCAUUGGGCCCCCCUCACCCGGGCGUUGGAUGGGGCCCCCUGUAGAUCUCUUUCCCAGUAGAAUGCACAACAAUAACAACAACAUCAACAACAACCAUCUUGAGGCCCCCCAAAUAGGCACCAUACAUACUCCGGGGGGGCCUCCCGUAGGGUCUAUGCACGCAGGCCCAUACCAAACUUACGCUUCGCCUGCUGUGCCUCUCCAAGAGGCGUUCAGAUCCACUGCAGCCCGCCCUGCAGAAUUCUCCCCUCAUAAUGCGCAGUCUUGGGAAUCUGUGGGCCCCCCUAUGAGCUCAGCUCCAGACCGCAUGCAGGGGCCCCCAAGACCAGGGGCCCCCAACCCUGCCUCAGAGUCAAAGACCACCAGGGAGUGGCUAGAGGUCACUGCCUAUCAGCCUGUAGAUGUGGUAACGAGGACAGUGGAGGUGCCUGUCACCCGAACAGUUGAUGUCUACGUGCCCAAGCCUGUAAUCAAAGAAAAAAUUGUUGAAGUCCCCAAGCUGAUCCCCAAGUACAUUGAGAAGAUUGUAGAAGUACCGCAGAUCGAGUGGGUGGAGCGUGUGGUGGAGGUGCCUGAGGUGAUAUACAACACGAAAAUUGUUCCUAAAGUUGAAAUUCGCGAAAACAUCGUUGAGAAACCGGUGUUUGUUCAAAAGUGGGUUGAAAAGAUUGUAGAGGUUUCAGUUGUUGAAGAGGUCAUUCGAUACAGGACUAUCCAUGAACCCGAGGAAAUAAUCAAGUACAUUCCACAAGGGCACCAGGAAGAGGAGUGGAGAGGCGCGCCUAUUCUUACCGUCCCUCCUCAUCAAACACCUGAACUCCCCCCCAAGUGGGGCGGCACUCCGCACUCUUCGCCUCCCUACCCUCUGGUCCAGGCAGGGACGCAGCGCACAGAGUAG
This is a messenger RNA of Eimeria acervulina, 930 nucleotides long. RefSeq names its product inner membrane complex associated protein 4, putative. NCBI's taxonomy places the organism in Eukaryota, Apicomplexa, Conoidasida, Eucoccidiorida, Eimeriidae. The record is from RefSeq and is a predicted model, not a curated record. The coding region runs from base 1 to 930 and encodes 309 amino acids. The transcript is spliced from 4 exons.